Messenger RNA from Lotus japonicus, 1638 nucleotides. Its product is annotated as RING-H2 finger protein ATL1-like. The record is from RefSeq and is a predicted model, not a curated record. NCBI's taxonomy places the organism in Eukaryota, Viridiplantae, Streptophyta, Magnoliopsida, Fabales, Fabaceae. Gene Ontology annotation, molecular function: transferase activity. Gene Ontology annotation, biological process: protein ubiquitination. The transcript has a single exon. Bases 512 to 1396 code for a protein of 294 amino acids.
UGUUCUUAACCAAGUGAGUAUGAAGUACCUCUAAUCAAAGUGUGGUGGUGCUAGGCAGGGAGCAUGGUGGUGCAAUGAAUGCCCACGAUGUAGUAAGCUGCGUUCAAGUUAAUUCGAAAUCAUCAGAGAGAAUAUUUGGAAGUCGAGAACAGCAAUAAGAGAGCAAAUGAGUCAUGUUUAUUUUACAGUGUGACCAAACAUGUGUUCUUAUAGUCCUGGACUCAAUAUUUGACGUGUAUUAACGUUUGGGGGCCAACCAUAAGUAAUUGUGCUGACCAGAACACAAGUUAAGCCUUUUCAAGUCCACUCACCACGGCAACCCUCAUUUAUAAACCACUUUUGGUCUUCUCUUUUUCCCUGCCCCAUUUCUUCUAUUUGAAUUUAGAGCAAAACCAUGGUCUCUUUCACUUAGCGCAUUCAACAUCCUAUAAAAUUUUCAGGGCAAGUGCCAAUUGUUCUAUCUAAACUCUUUUCUUGUCAAGUCUUAAUACUCUUCUAUUUAGAAUCUGGUAUGGAUUUUGCAAGCAGAAGGCACUUGAUCAAUGUGUCACGUACGCCAUGUAUGUCACAAGCACUUUCCCCUAUGGCAUUUCAUGGGGAUGUGGUUGUGCAUCCUUCUAGUACUACAAAUUUUCCCUUGAUACCAAUCAUUGUAAUAGGAAUGUUGGCCACAUCUUUCUUUCUUAUGGGCUACUACAUCUUUGUGGUCAAGUGCUGCCUCAAUCGGAACCGUGUUGAUCUUGCAAGAGUUAGAAGAUUUUCUCUAUCAUGGCAACGUGAAGAGCCGUUUGCAUCAGAGCCUAGAGGAUUGGAGGAAGCAGUGAUUCGGUCAAUCCCAGUGAUUCAUUACAAGACUGAAAGAGACAGAGACUUCGGUGGUGAGAGAAGCAUUUGUGAAUGUGUAGUUUGCUUGAAUGAGUUUCACGAAGAUGAGAAGCUCAGGGUUAUACCAAACUGUGGCCAUGUCUUUCACAUUGAUUGCAUAGAUAUUUGGCUUCAAAACAAUGUGAGUUGCCCUCUUUGCAGAAGAUGCAUUUUCUUGACAAGCCAAACCCAUGUUGACCAGCUACUCAUGACUCCAAGACCUUCCCCUCAAUAUCAAAGCCAAAAUGGUGAUAACCUCAUUGGUGGUGAUGGAGAUUUUGUUGUGAUUGUAUUGGAUGAGGAACAUGAGGGUGAACAAAACUUGCAAGGAAGAAAAGAAAGAAGUAAAGACUUGGAGUUGCCAGCAGGUCCUAUUGGUCCUUCACAAAGGAAGUUGGAACAGAGAAUUCUGAAGAAAAAAGCAAGGAAGCUUCAUAAAAUGAUCAGCAUGGAGGAUGGAGCCAAAGAUGAUGAGUUUUCAGUUCAACCCAUUAGGAGAUCUUUCUCCAUGGAGUUAUCAGUGCAUACAUAAGUGGACACCAGGACAUGUCCAUGAGGUCUGUAGACUCUGUUCCAUUGAAGCUUGUGGUUGUGGUGGUAAAGCAAAGAGAACAUUCCUCUCCUUUGGAUAGGGGAGUAGAUCUAGAAAUACACUGUUUUGGCUGUUAUUUUUUAGACCCUUCAAAGUAUUUUGUGUCCUCACCUCUUUUCUUUUUAGAUUAUAUAUGUUUAGUAGACCGAGGAUAUAAAUUGAAUAGGACAUAGGAAUGUUGA